AUGGAACAGAGUAUUUCAUGGGAGAUAGGCAAAGCCGAAGCUCUCAACCUUCGCGGCACUUUCAAGUUCCUUAUGGGUGAUGUGUCUGGGGCCAAGGAUGACCUGUACGAAUCCGUCAAGAUCUUUCCCUCCUUGACACAAAGCUGGGUGAAGAUCGCAAGCGUGCACAUGGAGCAAGGCGAGGGUAUAAAGGCCUUUGAGUGCUUCGAGGAAGCGAUCAAGCACAACCCCCAGGACCCCGACAUCUAUUAUCACCAUGGACAAGUUCUCUUCAUCACUAAUGAAUUCAAGGAGGCCGCAGACAAUUACACUAAGUCCAGCGAGCUCGAUGACACAUUUGUAUUCUCACAUAUCCAGCUUGCCGUUGCCCUGUACAAGAUGGGUGAACUUGCACGGAGUAUGGCAACUUUCAGAUGGACGAUGACCAAUUUCCCUCAACGGAGCGAGCCUCAGAACUACUAUGGCGAACUGUUGUUGGACCAACAGCUUAUGGAUUUUAUCUUUCUCUUCAAUAUAUCGACUCACUUCCACUCAACCAGACCUCCCCCGAUGAAUGUUCUCCCUCUUGUUAACAAGGGCCUUGCCAUCUACCAAUGGAAACAGGACAUUACUGCUGCAGAACAGUGCUGUGAUGAAGCUUUGCGAAUUGAUCCUGAGUGCGAACCUGCAGUUGCCACACUUGCCCAACUAUCGCUGCAACAGGGCAAGAUUGAUCGUGCUGUUGAGAUGUUCAAGAGGCAAGCGGAACUGGCACGCAGCGAACCCGAGCUGAUCAAUGCCCUUACGUACCAAUAUGCAAGCACGGCACAGUUGGAGUUCACACGCAACUAUCCCGAGAUGGCAGAGCAAUUGGCUCAGAUUGCAAGGUCGAUG
This is a messenger RNA of Suillus subalutaceus, 873 nucleotides long. RefSeq lists its product as uncharacterized. Gene Ontology annotation, molecular function: protein binding. NCBI's taxonomy places the organism in Eukaryota, Fungi, Basidiomycota, Agaricomycetes, Boletales, Suillaceae. The record is from RefSeq and is a predicted model, not a curated record. The annotation marks the transcript as partial. The transcript is spliced from 6 exons.